Messenger RNA from Helobdella robusta, 942 nucleotides. RefSeq lists its product as hypothetical. Gene Ontology annotation, biological process: G protein-coupled receptor signaling pathway. Gene Ontology annotation, molecular function: G protein-coupled peptide receptor activity. Gene Ontology annotation, cellular component: membrane. Lineage: Eukaryota; Metazoa; Annelida; Clitellata; Rhynchobdellida; Glossiphoniidae. The record is from RefSeq and is a predicted model, not a curated record. The transcript has 2 exons. The annotation marks the transcript as partial.
CCCAUGAACGCCUGCUUCAUUCCACUUUUGAUACUAACAACGUUCAUCGUCAACAUUCUCGUCUGCCUCGUUUUGCUCAAGCCACAAAUGCGUUCGACGACCAACACCAUCCUGACGACAAUGGCCAUUGCAGACACGUUGACAGGAUUGUCGCCCAUCCCCUGCUACCUCCACUUCUACACAGCUGGCCACUACAAAGAUUGGGUCCCUUACGAUUGGUGCUACUUAUACUUCUGCCUCAUUGAUUUUCUUCCAAGCAUUUUUCAUACAACUUCAAUCUGGCUGACCGUCGCUUUGGCCGUUCAACGCUACAUCAGCGUCUGCCACACAUCAGUCGCUAGGGGACUUUGUAACAGCAGAAACGCGUGCAUCGCUGCGUGCUGUCUCUUUGGAGUUGCAACGUUGUCACACAUUGGCAGGUUCUUUGAAAUGGAUUACACCCCGUACGAGAUCGAAUCAAGGAUAGGUAAUGUUAAAUAUGAUGGAAAGAGGGAAGGUCAUCUUGCUGAGUACACCUACUUCACCAUUUAUUACUUUUACCGCAUACUCUUCAUACACUUCAUUCCCUGUCUGACGCUCAUCAUCAUCAACGGCCUGCUGUUGAGGACCAUGAGGGAUGGGCAAUCCCGCAGGACCAAGCUGCUUAAGAUGAACAGACUGAGCGAAUCCAGGAGACUGGCUGAAAUGAACAGAACCACGUUGAUGUUGAUGGUCGUUGUUGCGUUGUUUUUAAUCGUAGAGUUUCCAAGUUGUAUGCUCUUCGUCAUACUGGUCAUUAAAAAUUCACUGAACUUUCAGCAACUCAUCAGUGAAAGUAGUGCCGAAAUCGCCACAACUGUUGUCAACCUGUGCAUCCUGCUCAGUUACCCGAUGAAUUUUUUCAUCUAUUGCGCUAUGAGCAAUCAAUUCAGAGAAGAAUUUGUUCAACUGUUCGUCAGACGG